Messenger RNA from Ochlerotatus camptorhynchus, 7950 nucleotides. RefSeq names its product probable Rho GTPase-activating protein CG5521. Bases 542 to 6739 code for a protein of 2065 amino acids. Lineage: Eukaryota; Metazoa; Arthropoda; Insecta; Diptera; Culicidae. The record is from RefSeq and is a predicted model, not a curated record. The transcript is spliced from 7 exons. Gene Ontology annotation, cellular component: cytoplasm; nucleus. Gene Ontology annotation, molecular function: GTPase activator activity. Gene Ontology annotation, biological process: regulation of small GTPase mediated signal transduction; positive regulation of GTPase activity.
ACACGCGAAAGGUGGAAGACGUUCUUCGUCAUCACCGUCAUCGUCCGCAGCGCAGCAUAUAGAGAAAAACGCAAAGUGAAACUUUUUCCUGCCACACUCGCGAGUUCGGUUCGGUUUCAAGUGCUUUUUCGUGAAAUUCCAGUGCCCCGUUCCGUGGCAGCUCAUCAAAAUGUCGAUCACGUCACCCCGGUGGUGUUAGGUGCGGUGUUAUCGAAUGGAAGAAACUUCGGGAAUAGAGCGUGAUCAAGGUGUGAAGAGAAAAUCCCGUAAUAUUUGGUGUUAAACAGGCACGGUUCUCUUGCACUAUCCCACCCGCACCCCGCUGCAUACCGUCGUACCGUUUGUGGGUUCCGCAGAAGAGUGCAACAUUUUAUUAGCUGGCAGCAGCACCCAGCAAGCUGUGUGUGUUGUGUUCAAUUGGUGAAAAUGUAGAAAAACAAUCGCUUCCACUUGGAUUUUCCGGAAGCUGGUGGCGUUAGAAUAAUCCGGAAAAGUCGAAAAAUUGUCGUGAUUUUCCACCUGCACUAGAAAGGCUAUCAAAAUGUUCACCAAAAAGUCCAGCAUCGAUUUGAAGAAAUCGACGGCCAAGAUCCAGGACAGCAAGAAAGAUUCCACCGCUCGGUUGCGACACCUGAAGACCAUCCUCGAACACGUCGACAGCGAAGAGGCGAAGAACCUUUUCGAAGCCAACUACAGCCAUGUGUACUACAUCCUGUACGACACGUUCGUCCAAGCCGAGACUAACCUACGCCAGCGAGAACUGUCGUUCCAUAUCGUUCACAAAACCCAUCGCGAAGAACUGGACGGGUCGCUGUGGUUGCUGAGUAAGAUCCUGACCCUGCUGCCGGAGCUGAUCGCCCGUCGCUGGCAGGUCCACUCGCUGGGUCGCAUCCUAGCCAAACUGCUCCACUAUGGCAACAGUGUCAAGCUGCGCCGGGAGGGUGUCCGAUACUUUCUCCUAUGGUAUCAAGCCCUCGGUGACAAUGCUCCGCCCUUUGUCGACGGAAUGUUCACCGAACUGGUCCCCGGGUUGACCGUUCCCCAGAAAGGCAAAGCAGGCCCUACGCUGUCCGACUCGGAAUACGUUGCCACCAACGAUAUCCUGAACCAUCCUAACAUGAAAGGCGAACUCGGCGGGUCGGUAUUCCACGACACCGGAGCUCAUCCGGUCAAGUCGCCGGAGAUUCAACCGCUGAUCCCUCCCAGCUCCAGCGAACGUACGGCAGCUCCCGACCCGAGGGAUGGUCUGGAAAUCCUACUGGACUGCAUGGUCCAGUCCAGCGGAUGUCUGAAGUGGCGAGACAACAACCCCCAGAAGCACGUCCGCACCCUGAAUUUCCUACUGACCAAGUUCCGGGAACAGUACCUUCCAGUAUUCUGCCCCAACUUCGACUACUCCACUUCGAUCUACGAACCCAAACUGGACCUACCGGCGAUGCGAAACAUCUCCAAGCGAGAAGAAGUGAUGAGUUCAUGCAUCGUAGUCCUGGUCAUCUGGAUCGCCAAGUACACCCACGAAAGGCACGCCAGUUCCAAGCUGGACAACCUGCAAAUCGACGAAGAAGUCGUUGGAGAAAACGCUUCACUCCUGUCCAACCUCCGUCACAUGGGCUACACCCAGACGCAGUUGGUUCGGGACGUUCUGUACUCCAGCCGGGAGACAAUCAACUUCGUACACGAGAUCUACCGGCAGGCAUUCCUGAUGUCCUUUACCUCCAAGAGUCAGAUUGAAGCCAUGCGGAUUGCAAUUUCCGUCUAUCGGGAUUGGAUGAGCACGAUUCCGCCUCCGCCGUUCCUGCUGGAACCGGACACUAGCGAAUCGUCACUCUCCGGAAGCGCGCUGGACGUUCAGCAGCCGGGUGCGAGGCCAACCAGUCAACGGCUCCGGACCGAUUCCUAUCUGGGGGCGAUCUCCAAGGAAAACGUGAUGAUCCGAGCCGGAUUGCAGAACGUCCUGCAAGUGUUCGUAACGAAUGCGGUCAACGUGUUUAUGGUAAACACGGCUCAUUUGAACAUCCAUUUCCAAUCGAAGACCAACAGCGAUGGGUUCGCAACGCCCUUGGACGAGCAGACAGACAUCUGCAAGCGAGUGUUGAACAUCUACCGAACAAUGGUCAUGAAAACGCGGAUGGAGGCGAAAACGUGGGAACAACUACUAUUGGUACUGCUGCAGGUAACUUCCGUCAUCCUUCAGAAUUCCCAGCCGAACGCCAAGAAGAACAAUCUAGGCGGUCGACUUGCUCAACCCAUCUUCCAAACCCUCAUCGUCACCUGGAUCCGCGCCCACACGAACGUCGUCGUAAACCCCGGCCUUUGGGAUAAAUUUCUCAAAGUACUAUCUUCGCUAACUCACCGGGAAGAAUUGAUCGUCGAGUGGGACAAAACCAUGCAAACUCUGACGCGGGUCCUAGCUCGGCAGGUUUACAACAUAAACCUCUCGGAUCUUCCGUUGGAUCGACUGGCCGAACAGAAGGGUAAACGAAAGCGCGGAACGCCUUCCAACUGGACCCAGAACUCGACGAUCAGUCAGGGUGACAAGCCGGACAACAUCAUCGCGCAGUGCAUCAAUAAUGGAAAAUCGUCCGCCGAUGAAGCGGCAGGGGAAGAUGCUAGAGUUCAUGGACCGGGUCACGCGGUUAGAUCCAUCCCGGGAACGCCUUCCCUCAAUCGAAGCUACAGCGAAGGUAGCUUGGCUCCAUUCCGGAAAUCCCGCAAUCGUCGAAGAAUCCGCAAUAAACAUCAAGUGCAGAAUUCGCACCAGCACGUAUCCGCCCUCCCGAUGGCAGUCGAACACUCGUUGAACCGCAUGAUUUCGAACGUUUCCGGCGGAGGGUUAAGUAUCAGCAAUGAGAACCUCGAUCUUUCCAGGUUUUCGCAAUGCGACGAAUCGCUUGUAAUGGGCGUUCCUACUCUGCGGAGAGCUCUGUCCUUGGAUUCGAUCCGACCUUCACCGGGGAAGAACAGGGGAAACGACACCGAUAGCUACAGAUGUGGAUCGCGCAGCCCAUCACCUACGGCAUCUAGCGGAAUUGAAAGUGGCUCAAUCAAGGAUUCACCGAUGCAGAUUGACGUGCUCACUGCUGAUAGCUCCAGUAUCGAUACGCAAGACGAAAACAGUUCUUUAUCGGCUGACAGAAGAUCGAUCCUGGCCGGCGGAACGGCUCGCGGUUGGCUACCGGAUGUUGCGGCGGUUAUGUGGAGAAGAAUGCUCGGUGCUUUGGGCGAUGUCAACAAGAUCCUGAACCCGAAGUUGCAUGCGCAAGUUUUCCAAUACCUGGUUAACAUGACGGAAAGCUUGAUAAAAAUCCGGAUGAAUCAAGGAAUCUCACCGGAUGGCCAACCGAUUCCUAUGCCGUUGAAUCUCGUUCCGCCAAUCGCUCUGGUAGCUCCCUGGUGCUACGGAGCACUUACACUAGAUGGCCAAUACAGUCAGGGGAAGCUCUACGCUAUGCAGUUGCUUUGCACGAUCGUCAAAAGUGGAGCUUCGCUAGGAAAUAACCAACUUCCGUUGUUCUAUCACGCUCUUCAUCAAGCCCUCUCCGGAGAGGAUCGUGCAAUGGCAUACACCGCGCUAAGAUAUCUCGGUGGACCUAGAUUCCUUAGUUUGCUCCUUCCCGGCCACAGUCUCCUGCUUCUUGAUUUAGUACAUGCCUCAACCAUUGUCCUGACAUCUUCCGAAACUGGAUCACAUGCUCCCAGAGCACACGUUGCUGGUCUUCUCGGUUCCCUUCUCUGUUUUCCCAAAACCUCCCUGCCCGGGCCGGUCCUACAACCUUCCGAACCCAAUAUCGACCUUAUGGAAUGUCCGGAUCUCCAGGAGCACGUUCUGAACAUAGUGCUCCGCUGUGCUCGUCGUGAACCCACAGCCAAAGCACGAUCAAUCGCCAUUUCAUCUCUCGGUCAGUGGGUCCUUCAAAACCUCACCAAUCCGUCCGCCUCACAACCGCAAGCAGCCACUGCCGAGCCUACUUUCAAGCAGCGCAUCCCUCUGCACCAUUCCAGCGCAGCUUCCCAUUGCGUUCGCGAAGAGCUGCCCAUCAAUCCACGUAUCCGCGAAGCCUUUCAAGUGAUCCUGCAAGCACUUCAGUUCAAACACCGAACCAUAGCACGACUCGCGUCGGACACUCUGAAGCUUUGCGCCGAACAGGGUCAUCGAAUCGAACGAAUAGAUCGUCUGCCCCAGCUCAUCAUCGACACCAUCUGUCUGUCUCUCGAAAUCCAGAACGUUCCUCACCCCAAAGAAUCCGACAAAACCGUACUGACAUCGUUGCUCCUGACGCUCGGCGAAUUCUGCAUGUCCUUCUCGGUGGAAACCCUUCAACGACCGAAGAGUUCCGAAUCUGACGAAGCGCUGAUCCAGGUGGUGUUCAAAGUCCUGCACAAGAUCGCUAUGGGCAUCCACAACGGUGAACGGAUCAAGCUGUUCACGACGGACGAAGACUUCGAUAUGACCAUUACCGUAGACGACGUACGGGAGCAGAGCUCACCGAUGGAACCCACUUACCAGACGUCCGAGUCGAUCGCCAACUGCCAAUCGGCGAUUCGGCUCUGUGCCAAAACCGUGGCAAUGCAUUUAAUCACCAAUUUGGGUCACUUCCCAAUGGGCAUCGGAGCAACCAGACUCAGUUCACUGGUUGAUGAACAGGACGAUUUGACAGGCGGCAGUACGACUACGCUGCAGCGAGAGAACUCCGUUGUGAGUAAUCGCGAUUCUUUGGAGUUGGGAGCCUCUCAAGUGUUGGUUUCGCCAAAUUUGCAACUGCUGAUGCUGAGUCCGGAGCUAGUGGCCAGCUUUAUUGAGUUAUCUGCGCUCAAAUUACCUGGAGGCGGAGCCACCGCUGGGCUUAUCACCGCAAACAGACAGGUUCGAUUGUUGCUCCGAGAUUUGAAUGGUAAAGCAUGUUGGGAUGCAUCGAUCUUGUACAAAGAGCCAAGUCCAACGGGCGAAGAUACCAGCAGACAGCUGAAAGACAAUUCGCCAUCUGAUGAAAAGCAUAACUCUACAUUCCAAUUCCGAAGUGGUGGCAACGGAUCGUCGCGGAUGUUCGCCGGUGCUGCCGCUUCCCUUGAUCCCAUGAUGUCUACCGUGGGCCUUCCGAUGGCUCCUCUGCGACAUACUCUCAGACAUCGACCUGUUCAUCAGUUACCCGUCGCCAAGGACUUGGCUCCCGACUUGGACCAACUGGACGACCUUCUGCAAUACAUCGGCUAUACGAGUCCCGAGUGUCUGGACGUAAAUGGUUCCUUAUUGAAUACGGCUGGUCCGUCACCUCUGGGUCCCCCCCUGGAAGCACAAACUAUUUCCAUAAUCCUGAAUCAACGAGCUAUCGAAACCGAGUACAUCGCUCGGCAAAAUGCUGCGGUUGGUAAUUUCGGAGAAUCUCCGGCCUACAGCUUCGGUGGUUCCGUCGGUUACACGUCCUUCAUUGAUGACAAUGCUCCGCCGGCUGCUGUGGGAUCCAGCGGAACACUUGUGACCAACAGGUUCAACGCUUUCCAGUCCGGAAGCGACCGAACAGGCACGUCAACCGGCGGCAGCUCCCAUCUCGAUACGAAACCAUUCCAGUUCGGGCGGAUCCUGUUCAGUCAACUUGGCUUGGCCGGCUGGGAACGUCGGAAGCGAACGCAUCUGCUGCAGCGUACUGAUAAGCUGCUUCGGGAGCUACGCAAUUUGGACAACCAAAAAUGUCGCGAAACGCACAAAAUGGCUGUGAUCUACGUCGCCAACGGACAGGAGGAUAAGAACAGUAUUCUGCGCAAUUCCUGCGGUAGUAGUACUUAUGAGAUGUUUGUCUCGGCUCUGGGCUGGGAAGUGGAACUGGAGUCACACAAUGGGUUCCUGGGUGGACUACCGCGGCAGGGUUGUGGUCAAACGGCUCCGUACUAUGCGACGCCCUUCCUGGAGGUGAUCUUUCACGUAUCGACCCGGAUGCCAACUGAUACUCCGGAGACAAUUUUAAACAAGACCCGGCACUUGGGCAAUGACGAGGUGCAUAUUGUUUGGAGUGAGCAUAACCGAGACUACCGGAGGGACAUCCUGCCGACGGAGUUCUGUGAUGUGCUGAUCGUGAUCUAUCCGUUGAAGAGCGGUCUGUUCAGGGUGACGGUCAGCAAGAAGCCGGAUGUUUCGUGGUUUGGCCCGCUGUCCGACGAGGUGGUAGUAGGAGGAUCGUGCCUAGCCAGCUUGGUGCGGGCUUCGGCGAUCAACGCGAGCCGUGCGAAGAGGACCGCGCUGUCACUGUAUCAGCAGUAUUAUGAGGAGCGUAACCGCUCUCUGGAAACGGUAGCGGGGCGUCACAAGGAGAACAACACCUUCGAGGACUUUACGGCGAGGAUAUUCAGUCCGAUACCAUCGCAGGGCACGGUUACCGGCGGGAUGAUCAUCGGUGGUGGAUCGACGACUGGUAGCGCUCCGCUGGCGGCGGCUCUUAUCGAUCAUCACAGCCGGACGAUGUCGAAGACUUGGAUCCACCACCCGGAAAUGGUAGCCACGGCCCGCGAGGUCACCCAGCAAACGGUCAUGGCAUCCAGCGGCAGCUCACUGGAUCAGCCUUCGCCACGUCCAUUGCGAAAACUCCACCACACGUUCAAACCGACCACCACGAAGCAACCCAAGGUGACGGCCGUUACGACGGGGCCCACCGUUGGUGCCGGUGGUUUGCCGCCUCUUGGACUUCACCACUAUCCUUCUACGCCUCCGGACAGCCCCACCCUACCCGGUCGCACCAAGUUCAAAUGAGACUGGUGGUAGCUCCUGGCCAGUACCAGUAGCAGCGAGGAAGACCUGUACAGUCCGGACAGUUCGGAUCACCAGCGGCAGCAGCAGCAACAGCAGCACCAUCCCCACCACCAUCAGUAUCAACCGGUGCGGGGCGCCAUGGAAAAGGUGGGUAUUUCCGGCUGCUUCUGCGGCAAGUGAAUCGCGCGCAUUGUAGCUUUAAACACAGAAAGGAAAUCAAAAAUCAAGUAUCAAAACUAAACACACGAUUGUGAGAUGAAUGCGUCCAUUUAAUUUUACUAUUAUUACCUUUAGUUCUUUACUAUUUAACAUUAUUGAAACUGAUUUUUUUUUGUCCCGUUUAUGUUUGAUUUUAUGACCCAUCUUUUAAGUUUCGUUGUAUUUAAUUUAACCUAUAUAUUUGACGCGUUACAAAGAGAAGUUUAUAUACCUAACAUCCUUUUGGUUAGAUGGUAGCUAGCUUAAAGGGGAAACACAAUAUUCUACGAAUAAAGUUCUUGCACACUCCAAAAUAAUAAAAAAAAGUACUCCACUUUGAAAAGUAUUGUAGAGGUUAUGUAAUGUGUAUAAGGUUAAGCCGGAAUUUUGAUGAUCGAAGGGCGGCGGAUUCACCCUUUUUCCGUCCCGGAUUGUAUUCGACGUAUUUAUUGCUUGAGGCAACUGUUUUCCGUUCUUUUUCCCUCCCUCUGAUCGUUAUUUAUUAAUACAAUUUAACAAGUGAAUGCAACAAAAGCCCACAAACUGACGUUAAACCUUUUCUAAUUGAAGUAAAUUUAACAUAAUUAAAACACGUAAUUUAGGGUUAUUAAUAUAUAUGAAAAAAAGAAAACUUAUUUAAUUGAAAAUGAAACAAAGAAACGGUGACUGGAAGAUUUACAGCUGUUUAGUAGUAGGUAUGAGUAUUUUUUGAUAGAAAUCUUUGACACGGAAGUACGAGCUCGAAUGGAGGGUUAUUUAAGUAGCCACGUUAUGACAAAACAGGAAGGACAGAAGAACUGCAAGUGUUUUUUGCUUUCGUUUUUAGCCCCUCCUCCCCCUGGCGCUGAUAGAGGAACAGCAGCAGCUAAAAUUCCCUGAGUUAUAUUUUACAGACUAAUCGCGUUCGAUGAGAAAAAAAAACUGUUCGAUAAUUUAUUAACAUUCAGAAGAGAAGCAAAGAAAAAACAUUAACUUAAUAAAGAAGCAAGUGAUUAUGCUGCUAAAUCAAAUGA